AUGGACGUCCGUUCUCCGAACCCAAACACGCUUCUCCCCUACAUCCUCAUCCUCGCACUCGGCGGUCUCUGCACGCUCGCGUCCCGCAGCACAAUCGUGUCGCGCACCGCCCGCGCCCUCUUGAUCCUCCACGGCCUGCUCAAUGUCGCACAGGGCUUCUACUGCCUGCUGCGCCCUUGUCUCGGUGCGCUGGGCGUGGGAUGGUACCAGUUCGUCUUUGCGUGCCAGAACAACAGGGCUCUGAUCAGCGCGACGAUCCCGCUGCGCAUCAACUACGCAGCUGUCGUGUACAGAUCCAUGGGGGGCGCGGCCCGGCGUACGAGCUGA
Molecule: messenger RNA, 327 nt
Organism: Didymella exigua CBS 183.55
Lineage: Eukaryota; Fungi; Ascomycota; Dothideomycetes; Pleosporales; Didymellaceae
Exons: 2
Coding region: 1-327 (108 amino acids)
Source: RefSeq, a predicted model, not a curated record